AUGACACAACUCACCUCGGUAUUAUUGGUUGGAGGUUCUGGAUUCCUUGGGUUACACCUCGUUCAGCAAUUCCACGACCGUUGUCCCGGCAUCGACAUUCACGUUUUUGAUAUUCGUCCUAUUCCAGACCAAAUCUCCAAAUACUUCACGUUUGAUCCCACCAAAAUCACCUUUCACAAAGGAGAUUUGACUUCGGAAUCUGACAUCAAGCACGCCAUCGACGCCUCCAAGUGUGAGGUUAUCGUUCACUCUGCUUCUCCCAUUCAUGGCAUGUCUCAAGACAUCUAUGAGAAGGUUAAUGUUGUCGGCACCAAAGCCCUUCUUAAGGUUGCUAAAACGUCGCCAGUCAAGGCCUUGGUGUACACCUCGUCUGCUGGAGUUAUUUUCAAUGGCCAGAACGUGUACAAUGCCGACGAGAGCUGGCCAUACCCUGAAGUACACAUGGAUGGCUAUAAUGAAACAAAAGCCAUUGCUGAAGAGGCCGUGAUGUCUGCCAAUGACUCUAGCUCGCUUUUGACAGUGUGUUUGAGACCAGCAGGUAUCUUUGGUCCCGGUGACAGACAGCUUGUGCCGGGUUUGAGAACAGCAGCCAGAUUGGGUCAAUCUAAGUUCCAAUUGGGCGAUAACAACAACUUGUUCGAUUGGACAUACGUCGGAAACGUUGCAGAUGCUCAUGUUUUGGCUGCUCAGAAAGUUUUGGACCCCAAGUAUGCCUCGCAACUUGGAGGAGAGACGUUCUUCAUCACCAACGAUGCACCCACGUACUUCUGGACGUUGGCCAGAACCGUGUGGAAGGCUGACGGCCACAUUGACAAAUACAACAUUGUUUUGAGCCGUCCUGUUGCCAUUGCGGCCGGGUACUUAUCUCAGUUUUUCUCUAAGCUUCUUAAUAAGGAGCCGGGAUUGACAGCAUUCAGAGCCAAGAUCACCUGUGCUACUCGUUACCACGACAUCACCAAGGCUAAGACUAUUUUGGGAUACACUCCGGAGGUUUCGCUUGAGGAGGGUAUUAAGCACACCCUCGACUGGAUCUACGAGACUCAUAAAGACUAG
Molecule: messenger RNA, 1053 nt
Organism: Sungouiella intermedia
Lineage: Eukaryota; Fungi; Ascomycota; Pichiomycetes; Serinales; Metschnikowiaceae
Source: the annotation of a GenBank genome assembly